Messenger RNA from Vitis riparia (riverbank grape), 759 nucleotides. Its product is annotated as dynamin-2A-like. Gene Ontology annotation, molecular function: microtubule binding; GTPase activity; GTP binding. Gene Ontology annotation, cellular component: microtubule; cytoplasm; membrane. Bases 1 to 759 code for a protein of 252 amino acids. Lineage: Eukaryota; Viridiplantae; Streptophyta; Magnoliopsida; Vitales; Vitaceae. The transcript has a single exon. The record is from RefSeq and is a predicted model, not a curated record.
AUGGAGGCGAUCGACGAGCUCGUUCAACUGUCAGGGUCUAUGCCCCAGGCCGCGACGCUGCUGGCGGAUGAAGAUGCAUACAAGAAUUUGAGUUCUAGUUCUUCUCGUAGAGGUUCAACUUUUCUUAACAUUGUUGCUCUUGGAAAUGUCGGUGCUGGUAAAUCCGUAGUUUUGAACAGUUUGAUUGGACAUCCUGUUUUGCCUACUGGAGAAAAUGGUGCUACUCGGGCUCCAAUAUGUAUUGAUUUACAAAAGGAUGGUUCCCUAAGCAGCAAGUUGAUCAUCUUACAAAUUGACAACAAAUCUCAACAAGUUUCUACAAAAGCUCUUCGACAUUCUCUCCAAGACAGGCUGAGUAAGGGUGCCUCAGGCAAGAGCCAAGAUGAAAUAUAUUUGAAGCUACGAACUAGUACAACACCUCCUCUGAAACUAGUUGAUUUGCUUGGAUUGGAUCAACGAAUUAUGGAUGAGACAUUGGUGAGUGACUAUGCUCAGCACAAUGAUGCCAUUUUGCUGGUUAUUGUACCUACUAUCCAUGAACCUGAAAUGGCUUCAUCUCGAGCUCUCAAAAUUGCCAAGGAAUAUGAUGGAGAUGGUACAAGAACAAUCGGUGUAAUUAGUAAAAUAGAUCAAGCUACAUCAGACCAUAAAAUCCUUGUUGCUGUUCAGGCUCUCCUGUUAAAUCAGGGUCCUAGAAGUACAUCUAAAAUGCCAUGGGUUGCUUUAAUUGGGCAAUCUGUUUCAAUUGCCUCUACAUAG